Messenger RNA from Arachis ipaensis, 2755 nucleotides. Its product is annotated as receptor-like protein 4. Lineage: Eukaryota; Viridiplantae; Streptophyta; Magnoliopsida; Fabales; Fabaceae. The record is from RefSeq and is a predicted model, not a curated record. Gene Ontology annotation, molecular function: protein binding.
GGAAAAUCUUACCCCUCCCUUGGAUUUUGGCUCACUUAUCACUAUCAGUUCUCUCUCUUUGAACUCACUCAACCCACCGAGUCUCUGACAGAAAGUCACAGCUCACAACACAGACACACCCCGGUUCUCUUUCUUCUUGGAUCUACACUCCACUCCAUUAUUGCCUCUCCGCACUUACCUUACCUUUCCCAUUUGGAAUUGGCCCCCCUUCUAACUGUCUCACUAGAAUAAACGCCCACACUCAUUCAUACAAAUACUGAAAUACAAAUACAAUGUCCCUCACUCUCCCUCUUCUCCUCCUCCUCCUCCUCCUCCUAACCACGAUUAUCACAACCACCACCACUACCCCUCUCCCCUCUCCCUCUCCCUCUCCCUCUUCUUCCUAUCCUUAUGGUUUCUCUUACCACAUCGACUGCGGCAGUCCCACUAACACCACCGACCCUUUCAACACCACUUGGCUCUCCGACCGCUACUUCUCCGGUGGCGCCACUUCAAUCGUCUCGGAGCCCCUCCUCUUCCAGCACCCUCACGAGAAGACCCUCCGCUUCUUCCCAACCUCCUCCGGCAAAAAGAACUGCUACACCCUCCCACUCCCUCCUUCCUCUUCUACUUCCUCUGCUCACCGCCGCUUCCUCCUGCGCACCUUCGUCGUAUACGACAACUACGACGGCAAGGCCCACCCUCCCUCCUUCGACGUCUCCGUCCGCUCCACCAUCGUCUUCUCCUGGCGCUCCCCCUGGCCAAGCUCCCUCUCCCGCCGCGGCGCCUACUCCGACCUCCUCGCCUCUUCUCCCUCCGACGCCGACGCCGUCCCCGUCUGCUUCUACAGCUUCGCCACUGAUCCCCCCGUCAUCUCCUCUCUCGAGCUAUUCUCUGUCGAUCCGAAUUCCUACGACGCCGCUUCCACCGCUACCACCGACAUUGUUCUAGUCAACUAUGGCCGCCUCUCUUGCGGCUCCGGUCAGUGGGGCCCGGGCUUCAGUGCAGAUUCCGACCGAUUUGGCCGGUCCUGGCAGGCCGAUUCUGACUACAGGACCGCCAAUUCCGACAAAUUUGUGGCGGUUUCCACCAAGUACGGCAUCAAAGGCACCGACCAGAAGCCAAAUUACUUCCCGGAGAAGCUGUACCAGACUGCGGUGACAACGGCGGAGGAAGAGGGGGGAGUAAUUGAGUACGAAUUGAGCGUGGAUGCGAAGCUUGAUUACCUUCUGUGGCUGCAUUUUGCGGAGAUUGAAGGGAAGGUGCGGAAGGCGGGGGAGAGAGUGUUCGAUGUGUGGGUCAACGGCGAGAAUUUGACUAGGAUUGACAUAUACCGCAGCGUUGGCGGUUUUGCGGCGUACACGUGGCAUCACACGGUGAAGAAUUUGAGUAGCAGUGCUCUGAGCGUGAAGUUCAAGGGUGUGAAGGGUGCGCCUCUCAUCUGUGGGGUUGAGAAUUACGCUCUUGUCCCUAAUGAUCCUUCCACUGUUCCCCAACAAGCGGUUGCCAUGAAAGCAUUGAAAGAUUCACUUCGGAUUCCAGAGAGGAUGGGUUGGAAUGGUGAUCCAUGUGCACCUACUAAUUGGGAUGCAUGGGAGGGAGUUACCUGCCGUAUGAGUAAGGAUAACACUGGUCUCGUGAUAAGUCAAAUAGAUCUGGGCAGUCAAGGCUUGAAAGGGGACAUAAGUGACCAGAUUAGUCUUUUGUCAGACUUGGUAAGCCUGAACCUGAGUUCUAAUUCUUUGAUGGGUGAAAUACCUAAUGGACUAGGCCAAAAGUCGCUGAUACACCUGGAUCUGUCCAACAAUCAGUUGACGGGCUCCAUACCAGAUAGUAUAGCUUCAUCUAGUUUGAAACUUGUGCUAUUGAAUGGUAACUUAUUGGAAGGACGAGUGCCGGAGGAACUUUAUUCGAUUGGUGUCCAUGGUGGAGCUAUUGAUCUCUCCAGCAACAAAGGUUUGUGCGGUGUUCCAACCUUGCCAUCCUGUCCUAUAUUUUGGGAGAAUGGAAGGUUAUCUACUCAGGGUAAAAUUGCAAUAGGCUUGUCAUGCUUUUUUGUUUUCUGUGUGGUGGUGCUGCUGGUCUUUGUCUUCAUCAGGAGGAGAAGAAAUGAUUAUGACUUUGCUCUGCCUCAUGAAUUAACAUCAUUAGCCGCCAAGAGAAACAGAUACCAGAGGCAAAAGUCAUUGAUGCUUCUUGAGAUGGAGAGUCAACAUGCCAAGGGAUUGGUAGCCUCACCCUACACUCAACAAUAACCCUUUCCAAAUGAAAUUGCCCAAGGAAGGAUUGAUUUUCAUAUUUUUCGGCUAAACAUACACACCAACACAGCCUAUGGGAGAUUGAAAGCCUUACUCCAUCAAUCGUUGUCUCAUCAAGGAUUCUAGAAUCCACUUGUUAUAUAUGUGUUGCUUUGUGUCACAUUUUUUUGACCAAUCACAUGAAGGCAUAUUAUAUACAAUAUUAUAUUGCCUUUUAUGUCAAUACCCGUCUACUGCUUCUGCUGAAUGUGUAAUGGGAACAAACAAAAAGUUUAAGCAUCUAUGGAUGAAAUUUGACCAAGUUAGAGUCCAUUCUUUUUUUUAUACUCAUUUGAUCUGUGUAGCUACUAGAUUUUUCUUUUUUUAUUAAUUGUGAAUUUGUGAUGUAAUUGUCUUUUUUUAUUAAUUGUGAAUUUGUGAUGUAAUUGUGUAGCUAAAGUAGCAGUGACUGGAUUUUGUUGUACGAUGUAUUUUAAGCUUCUGUUAUAGUAAAUAAAGCUAACGGAGAAAUCUCAAUA